UCUGUCUUCGUGUUCAUGCUUCCAGUGGCUCCUCCGCAUAACAGCAUGAAUCAAGCAACCGUGAGCGCUGCUGGACUCAGGGAGGCAGGUGAUAGGCAACCUCUUCCCCCAGGAUGGAGCAGCUACACUUCCCCCGAGGGUCUGCAGUACUACGUCAACAGCUCCAGUAAAGAAACAACAUGGCAACGUCCCUCCUCGUCAGCUGAUGCCCCACAGAGACCACUGGCACGACUGAACUCCUCACCAUAUGCCAAUGGAUGCAGCAGCAGCACAAAAACCAGUCAGCCUCCGGAGACUGCUAAAGUUUCUCUGAGGAAACCUUUAAUGUACAAGCAGCCCCCCGGCUCCGUGUCGCCAGCCAAACGGCAGAUCAAGGAGGUCAAGGAGACUAAAACCACUAUCAACUGUGUGACUUUCCCUCUUCCUGGAGAAGGUCCAGAGCAGCAGCUCCUCAAGCCCGACGAAUGGAGCUACUGCGAUUACUUCUGGGCCGACAAGAAGGACCUGCAGGGGACCACCUCAGUGGCAGGUUUCGAGGUUCUCCUGCAGAAGCAGCUGAAGGGGAAACAGAUGCAGAAAGAGAUGGCCGAGUUUAUCCAUGAGAGGAUAAAGAUCGAAGAGGAAUAUGCCAAGAACCUCUCCAAGUUGUCUCUGAGCCCUCUGGCAGCACAGGAGGAAGGGACUCUUGGAGAGGCUUGGACUCAGCUGAAGAAGAGUCUCCACGAUGAAGCUGAAGUCCACCUCAAGUUCUCCAACAAACUACAUACAGAGGUAGAGAAACCCUUGCUGACAUUCAGAGGCGACAACUUCAAGAAAGACCUGAAGAAGUACGACCACCACAUCGCCGACCUCAGGAAGCAGCUGGCAAGCCGGUUCGCCAGCGUGGAGAAGGCCCGUAAAGCUCUGGCAGACCGGCAGAAGGAUCUGGAGGUGAAGACUCAGCAGCUGGAGAUCAAACUCAGCAACAAGACGGAGGAGGACAUAAAGAAAGCCCGACGGAAAUCCACCCAAGCAGGUGAUGACCUGAUGCGAUGUGUGGAUCUCUACAACCAAACCCAGUCCAAGUGGUUUGAGGAAAUGGUCACCACCAGCAUGGAGCUGGAGAAGCUGGAGGUGGAGCGGAUCGAGUGGAUUCAGCAGCAUCUACGUCAGUACACAACUCUGCGGCAUGAAACUGACAUGUUCAACCAGAGUACGGUGGAGCCGGUGGACCAGCUGCUGCAGAACGUGGAUCCAGCCAAAGACAGAGAGCUGUGGGUGAAAGAGAACAAAACCAGCGAGGUUCGGCCUGUGGACAUGGACAUAUAAACCGUCCAGACCCGGGAUCGGCCGUCCUGUUUUUAGUAUUAUGGCACGUCCAUAGAGUCCCAGAACAUUUCUGAUUCCACUGAUCCACGGACGGUGCAUGUUCAGACUCGUGAGGUCUGCUCAUCCUCUCUGACUGGAAUCAUAAAGAGGAAAAAGGUUUAAACAUAGUCUUGAAUCCAGGAAACAGAAAUGGAUCAAAGUACCAGCAUGCUCCUUCGAAAUUUUAACCCUAUCAUAAUCAACAUUAGCUUAUUGAAUGCCAUUAACGUACUAUGCUGUUUACCUGUUGAAGUUGUAGAAAAAACAAACCUCUGUAUUUUGAUCUCUUCAGUUUUGCUUCAAACAAACAUUCUUCCAGUUUGAGUAAACCAAACGGAGAAAAAUGAAGUCUGAUUAUUGAUAUUAUCUUUAUUUUAGAUACAGAUACUGAAGCAUACUGAGAUCUCAGAGUGAAUAUGAUAUAUUUUCAUAUUUUGCUGGCUCUUUUUGGUGGACCUGCAUGUUUUGAAUAUCUUGCUUUUACCAUAGACUGAGAGCUGCACAGUUUGUGGAACCAUGAUGGUUGUUUUACUGUAGUUUAUUGAAAUUGCACAAGGUCAUCUGUAUCUUGUUAAUUUACGAACUUUGUCACAGGAAAAAGAAAACAAAUAGUUGUACAGCAUUAUUAUCCAGUAACCUCAAUUGUUAAAAACAGUGUUUUGGAAGGCCACGAGUAACAACAAGUGGUCCAUCAGAUUUAGGCCAGGGUCUGUUCUGGAUCAGUCUGGAAGUAAAAAGGUGGUCCAAGUUACACUGAAACACCUUUUAGUGCCUAACGGUUAUAUACCUGGAAUGUCCUUGAUAUACUCUACUCUGCAUUAGUGUACAUUUUGUACAUACCGGCUAGAUGUAUUUUGUUGUCAAGAUGUUUUAACAGGCCGCAGAUGUUUGGGCCGACGAGGUGUUUGCACUGUACAUUGUUGUUUAUGUUUGUUUUUUGGUAAAUGUGCAGGAAAUAUCUUUACAGUGGUGUUUGGUAAAAGAGUCGACAUGCAGCUAAAUUCACCAAGAUUUGGUUUAUCCAGCUAAAACUUGGAUAAAACCAGUUUGAUCAGAGGCUGCAUGUACAGUCCGUGUCUGUGUUUACACGUGGUCCGUCUGUCGUCUUUUUACAUUAACUUGUGGUCUGUUUUUGUCCUGGGUUGAUUUUGGAUUGUUAUUUUUUGCCUCCUGGUAUGUUUAGAUUUCCAAAACUAGGAUUAAAUAACAAAUCCAGCUGCAAAGCACAAAAAAUUAUGUCACAAAAAAAGACAAAUGUUUACCAGCUUCAUCAAAAGCACACUAAUUUGUUUUAUGCUAAAUCUAUAUUGGAACAAAAAUUUCUGUUUUUUUCUUUAAGCCCAAACUUGCUUCAUGCACAGGUAUUAAAUAGCGUAUCUGUUGUAGAGGUUUUAUCGGUGUGUGUCAAUGUUGUGCAUUAAGUGUAAUUUUGUUCCAGCUAAAUGUUCUUGGUAAGACUUCACGAUGGCGUAACUGUUGAGUUAAAGCCCCUCACCCUCUGUGUGGUGAACAUUUCCAUUGAAGCCAAUGUUUUAAGAAUGUUUGAUUAUACGUGACCUCUAUCCAGACCGUGUACUGAAGAAUGCGGCAUCCAAAAUAAAUCUCCUCUUUGAAAAUGAAA
Molecule: messenger RNA, 2968 nt
Organism: Melanotaenia boesemani (Boeseman's rainbowfish)
Lineage: Eukaryota; Metazoa; Chordata; Actinopteri; Atheriniformes; Melanotaeniidae
Gene: gas7a
Product: growth arrest-specific 7a
Exons: 14
Coding region: 16-1308 (430 amino acids)
Biological process (GO): actin filament polymerization; neuron projection morphogenesis
Cellular component (GO): actin filament; plasma membrane; cytoplasm
Molecular function (GO): actin filament binding
Source: RefSeq, a predicted model, not a curated record